CGUCGUGUAUCUUAUUAUUACGUUGUAUUACGUGAUUUGUAAGUAUAUACAUAUACAUGUAUACCCAAUGCGAUAAUUUUGCCACGUUUGACGAGAAAUUUGUUUCUCGUUUUUGUAUUAUUUUUUUCUUUCGAGUAAUUUCGAUACGUUCGUUACGUCAUCGACGGGAGAGAUAAGGUCUUACGCACAGGAUUGGAUAUAUUUUAAAAUAAAAACACGCGUCUCGUAACUUGUUAUUAACAAAUUAAUGAACGGGUUGCGCUCCGGGCUGUUUGUAUAAUAUGCAUUGAACGAGUACAAAAAUUGAUACGCCGAAAAUUCACAUUUCGUUCAGCGAAUAUGAAAGUUUGACGAUCGCUCGUAAUUCGCAGAGAUCGUUUUGUUGAUUUAUUUUUUAUACUUGUUUCAUACACCGCGCGGCGUGUAAUAAUUGGUUAUACGAUCGGAAAAUAACGUCGGGUUUUCAACACCUGCGGAUAACGCGGUUAUUUACAUUUAACCGUGUUGAUUAUUGAGGCUGAUAGUUCGUUUCAAAGAAACUUAAUUAAUUAAACUAGUUUGCUAUGUGACCCCGUAAUGCUGUACCGCACCGCACGCUAUAAAUCUGAUAUAAUCCGCCUCUGUCCGACAAACUUGAUAAAUUCGAAAUUAUAUUCAGAAUUUAUCGGUGCUCGCGGUAGAAAAAACGAAGAGCAAAAUUCCAGUCUCGAAAUUUAAUAUUUUACAUUUACAUCGGGAAUUUUGCUCGGUAAAAAUGAUAAAAAAAUGUCCCACAAGAUUCCCCAUUUCGACGUUACGUUUUUCCGACGUCCGUUUCUUUGUCGUCGGGAAAAAAAUAUUUAUUCAUUCGCGGGUCGUAGAAUCAAUGCUGAAAAAUAAUAGGAAAGGAUGUCCUCACAUGAUUUUUAUUUUUAAUUUAUUUAAAUAUUUCCGCCACAUUUAACGUUGUUCAAUUGUUUGAAAUCGUCGUAGUUCGUCGGGUUAGCGUGGGCGCCCCAGCGGCGACAAUCUUGGCACGCACCAUUUGCUAACAGCCAUUGUACGAGUUUGGUGGUCCGCGCGUCGUGUGCUGAAUUAAUCAAUUUAUUAACUCUUAAAUAGAUUUUUCGACCUCGAUACCUGAUUCAUACAUUAUUUAAAGAAUCGCGAUCGACGAAGAUCGACAAUUACCGUGAAAAUACAAUAAUCAAUCGACUAAUUUCGGGGUAAAAUAUUAGCUCGAAAAAAUAUUUUCGAACGGAAUUGUUACGGCGCAGGGUCACGUGACUACCCACAAGCCCCUGCAGUUAUAAACAAUCGUUCGAAAAGUGACUAUCGCGGUGGGCCAGUAACGUUCUCUGAUCAAAUCGUAAGUUUUAACAAUGUUCUCCGCUUCUGAAAAGUGAUAUUGUGCUUCGUCGGGAGAAUGAAACACCGCAAUUCGCCUGUGUUUGGAUUUAGCCGCAUUCGACCUAUUCCAAGGACGUAUCAAUUACGGAACCUGCCUCGACGUGCUUGUGCUUCGGGUCUCGUGUUCCCGGCUAACAAUAAGUAAGGUAGCGUGGCAUUUUUAUCAUCUUGUUCCCCAUUCCGAAUUAUUAGGAUUUUGGCCGUGAUGGCUUUGCCUACGCAUCACGACUGGCGGUACCAGCCCUUGAUCUACGCAGCAAUCAUUACGUUGUAAAUACGUGAGUUGUGUCGGCCGACGCCGACCCCCAUGGGAAUCACGCGGGGCUUCCAGAAUUUUCUUUUAGCCAACGGGGAGAGAGCAAUUCAUGGUGAGUCGAAUGUUCUCGAUUGUUGUAAAAUUUUCGUUGAUGAAUAUUUGCGCACUGAGGCUGUCGGCAUCCCUCUCCGAUACGAACAUACGCUGUGAGUAUUUUCUACGUUUUUACUUUUUUUUUUUUUUAUCGCAACGCACUACAAUCGCCGCGUGUAUUAAUUUGAAGUGUUUUUUUUCACAGGAGUUGGACAUCGCUGAUCGUUUUGGAUUUCCCUUGCCCUGAUUUCACCCGGGAUGCUGACGUCCCCCCUGGGUAUCAUCCCGAGGGCAUCUCCCUCUGAUCUGCGUGGGAAUUGCGACGUACGUCGUGUAGGAUCUUCUUCCUCCCCGAUGGGCCUUACGAUGCUGACCUUCCUGGACGUCAUCCCUUCGAACGAUGGGGUAUCUACCUUUGAUCGACGUGGGAAUUGAGACGUUGUGUCGGAUCUUCUUCUCCGGAUGUAGCUCAGGAUGCUGCCCCCCCCUCUGGACAUCGGCUGGUGAUGUUACCUCUCCCAAAACGUACAUUCGCUGUGAGUAUCUUCUGGAGUUUAUUUUAUUGCAGCUCAUUAAAAUUGCAGUGAAAAUUAAUUGUACUUGUUUCCUCAGAGCAGUUCAACGUUGUACAUCGUUUCGGACUCUCUCCCUCCCCUAUUCGACUGCGGACGCUGAUCCCCCUGGAAAUUAUGCAGAUGCAAGUUUUCCAGGAUCAAUUGGGGGAAAUCAACCUACGGUGGUGCCUUUAGAGCCGGAUGCGCCUUUUAAUGGAUUUAUACCGAUAGAUGAACUGGAUAUAACGUAUAGUCGUAGCAGCGGACCUGGAGGUCAGAAUGUUAAUUGCGUAAACACAAAAGUAGACCUCAGAUUCAACAUUCAAAAAGCUACCUGGCUGAAUGAUGAACUCAAACCAAAGCUACUGGAAAAAUAUAACACUAAGAUAAACAAAGAAGGAUAUCUUGUGAUAAAAUCAGAUGUGACUAGAUCGCAGCAAUUGAACUUAGCUGACGCUAUGGAAAAACUCAGAACCAUGAUCAGAGCUGUUGCAAUACCUGAGCCACAGAUUUCUGAAGAAACUGAAGAAAAAUUAAGGAGACGUCACCUCAAAGCCGUACGAGAACGGCUUAUCGCCAAGAGGAAAAGAUCCGAUAUAAAACAGAGCAGACAAAACCAUGAUGUGGACUUCUAAGUCUUCUUUUUUACCUGUUUUCCAACCCGUACCUCGUUCCAUAAUUUAAUGUACAGUUUCAGCCAAAAUAAAAUACAGAGAAAUCUGUACGCCCCGAUAGAUUGAUAUGAUAGAAAUUGAAGUACGGGGUGGAUAAUAGUAAAUAGUUGCCAACGUAUGAAUUAAAAUUAUUUUUAAACAGUA
Molecule: messenger RNA, 3110 nt
Organism: Athalia rosae (coleseed sawfly)
Lineage: Eukaryota; Metazoa; Arthropoda; Insecta; Hymenoptera; Athaliidae
Product: peptidyl-tRNA hydrolase ICT1, mitochondrial
Exons: 4
Coding region: 2139-2927 (262 amino acids)
Biological process (GO): mitochondrial translational termination
Cellular component (GO): mitochondrial large ribosomal subunit
Molecular function (GO): translation release factor activity
Source: RefSeq, a predicted model, not a curated record